This is a messenger RNA of Sarcophilus harrisii (Tasmanian devil), 1599 nucleotides long. RefSeq names its product proteasome 26S subunit, non-ATPase 6 (gene PSMD6). Gene Ontology annotation, biological process: proteasome-mediated ubiquitin-dependent protein catabolic process. Gene Ontology annotation, cellular component: proteasome regulatory particle. NCBI's taxonomy places the organism in Eukaryota, Metazoa, Chordata, Mammalia, Dasyuromorphia, Dasyuridae. Gene Ontology annotation, molecular function: protein binding. The record is from RefSeq and is a predicted model, not a curated record. The transcript has 8 exons.
GGGCGCGCGCGCCGCUUCCGUUUCCUCCGCCGGCUGUGGUCAGUGCGGGCCCCGGCCACCGCCGUGCUUGUCGUGACCGUGCUCCCGGAGCCUCCGCCGCCGCCGCCGCCGCGAUGCCGCUGGAGAACCUGGAGGAGGAGGGCCUGCCCAAGAACCCGGACCUGCGCAUCGCGCAGCUGCGCUUCCUGCUCAGCCUGCCCGAGCACCGCGGAGACGCGGCCGUGCGCGACGAGCUCAUGGCGGCCGUGCGCGACAGCGGUGAGCAGGCCCCGGGCCGCCGUCCCAGGCGGGGAUGGCCGCGGCCCGGCCCCCCCCGGAGCCUCUCACUUCAGGCGGAGGCGCCCUUGGGUGGGCCCGAUCGGGUCUCCCGUCCUCUCCUUGAGAUAUAUUUAUAAUUACAGGCGCUCUGCAAGUCUCUCGACUGGCAGAUGGAUGCGGAGCUUUUGAGUAAAAUGAAGAAGGCCAACGAGGAAGAGCUGAAGCGUUUGGAUGAUGAACUGGAAGACGCAGAAAAAAACUUGGGGGAGAGUGAGAUCCGGGACGCGAUGAUGGCCAAGGCCGAGUAUCUGUGUCGCAUCGGGGAUAAGGAAGGAGCUCUGACUGCCUUUCGCAAGACGUAUGACAAAACUGUGGCUCUGGGUCACCGUUUGGAUAUUGUGUUCUACCUCCUACGAAUUGGUUUGUUUUAUAUGGAUAACGAUCUCAUCACACGAAACACCGAGAAGGCCAAAAGUCUAAUAGAAGAAGGAGGUGACUGGGACAGGAGAAAUCGCCUAAAGGUCUAUCAAGGUCUUUAUUGUGUGGCUAUUAGAGAUUUUAAGCAGGCAGCUGAACUCUUUCUUGACACCGUUUCAACAUUUACAUCCUAUGAACUGAUGGAUUACAAAACAUUUGUCACAUACACUGUCUAUGUCAGCAUGAUUGCUUUAGAAAGACCUGAUCUCAGGGAAAAGGUCAUUAAAGGAGCAGAAAUUCUGGAAGUCUUGCACAGCUUGCCCACAGUUCGACAGUACCUCUUUUCACUAUAUGAAUGUCGUUAUUCAGUCUUCUUCCAGUCAUUGGCGAUUGUUGAGCAGGAGAUGAAAAAAGACUGGCUCUUUGCUCCUCAUUAUCGAUACUACGUCCGAGAGAUGAGAAUCCACGCGUACAGUCAGCUCUUGGAAUCCUACCGGUCGCUGACACUGGGCUACAUGGCAGAAGCUUUUGGAGUCGGUGUGGAGUUCAUAGAUCAGGAACUUUCCAGAUUUAUUGCAGCUGGAAGACUACACUGCAAAAUAGAUAAAGUAAAUGAAAUUGUGGAAACCAACAGACCAGACAGCAAGAACUGGCAGUACCAGGAAACCAUCAAGAAAGGAGAUCUGCUGUUGAAUAGAGUUCAGAAACUUUCCAGGGUGAUUAACAUGUAAGACUCCAGGAAAGCAUCUACACAACAAAGGGAUAGGAGAUAGUUUAUAAGGUUUGACAAAUCUUCUGACUAUCUUUUUGGAAUGAAGGUGCCCUUUAAUGAUAAAUACUUGGAAAUUUUAUAGUCCAUUUCAUUAUGUAAACAAUUCAGCUGUAAAAAAAAAAAAAAUAAAGGAUACAUUUUUGGUUUCAGUA